Messenger RNA from Bradysia coprophila, 2925 nucleotides. RefSeq lists its product as uncharacterized. The record is from RefSeq and is a predicted model, not a curated record. Gene Ontology annotation, biological process: regulation of transcription by RNA polymerase II. Gene Ontology annotation, molecular function: zinc ion binding; RNA polymerase II cis-regulatory region sequence-specific DNA binding; DNA-binding transcription repressor activity, RNA polymerase II-specific. Gene Ontology annotation, cellular component: nucleoplasm; nucleus. NCBI's taxonomy places the organism in Eukaryota, Metazoa, Arthropoda, Insecta, Diptera, Sciaridae.
ACGUGUGAACGUAACGUUUUAGCGGAUGACAGUUCUUUUAUUUUCUUCCACAACACUUAAUAUGCCUUAAAGAUUAAGUUUUUAAAACAAUAAAUGUCUCAACUCUGUUUAUAUAAUUCGACGAUAUGUCGUUUAUGUGGCGAACGAUCGCAAAAUGGAAUGAAACUGUUUACGUCGGACGAACACGAUAUAAGUCAUUUAAUCAACCGAUACUUACCUUUGAAGAUUGUAGAUGAUCGUCAGUAUCCUCGCUGGAUAUGUCCAGGUUGUCACCUGCAAGUUGAGUCAACGGUGGAAUUUUUUGACCUAGUAAUGAAAGGCCAAGAGAGUCUUCGAUGUGCACACGCAGAGGAAUCGAAAUCGAACGUAGAUCAUUUGAAGAAAGAUAACCUCUACAGCGACGAUCAUGUGAUUUAUAGUCGUUUCGGGCUGCCAGAAAAAGAAAAGCGUAAAAGAGGAAGACCAUCGAAGGCAACAGUAGACAAAAUAAAAGAGCAAGAAGCACAAACGUUAGAGGCCGCUAAAAUUGAACAGUUAGCGAAAGAAGAAAGAGAAUCACAAGAAUUGAUGGAAGAAAAUACUGCUGGUCGAAGAAAGAGGAAGAUCAAAUUACCUUCACGCUUUCAGGAAGUGGUUCAGGGUCGGGAACUGGAACGAGUCUAUGUCGAAAACGGUGUUAUCGAUAAACUGGACAAUGUGUCGGAUAAUGAGGGUUUUACCAAUGAGGCGGACGUUAAUUCAGAAGGAGUUAUCGGUCAUAUGGAAGAUGCAGAUGGACUACAUGUAGUGGACUUAAUUUUUGAUAGCACGAAAACGGGCAAGAAGCACGCAAAUUCUGGUCAACGAAAGAAAUUCAUUUGCGAAAUCUGCAGUAGAUCUUACACUCAACAACUGCGAUACAUGAGCCAUAAGAUGUCCCAUCGAAAUGUCCAAUACGAAUGCAUUCAGUGUCUGGAGAAGUUUUCAUCGCGGAAGCUAAUAUCUGAACACCAAGAAGCGACGACACACACCGGCGAAGGAAUAAUUGAGAACAUUGAAACGGAGUCAAAUGAUGAAGAUAACUUAUUGCCUGACACUGUUUUUGGACAGGCUGAUCAUUUCGUCGAUGAUACAAAUGCAAAGACUGUCCAAACAUUGGAUGAUGUUUUCGAUGAAAUGGAUAAUAUCGAGGAAACAGCAGCCAAAGUACUCUAUGGACUGCAAAAUAUGGAUCGAACGGAAAGUCCACAGUCAUUUUCGAUGCCGGUGACGCAAUCAGUAAAAGAAAUAAACUCCGAAUUUCUUACUUAUACCAACUUUAUAACGGAAAAGGAAGGCACAAGUGAUGAAAAAACCACCACAAAGCCUACAUCUAAGGACAGUUUGACCGCUAGAAAGAGACACGACUGUUCAAUCUGCAACAAAUCCUUUGCGAAUGAAUCUCUACUGACCGUACACUAUCAACUCAUCCAUGCAGUGACACAUUCAGGCCAACCUAAUUCAACCGACAAUACCAACGACACACCGAAUUAUCCAUGCGACAAAUGCAAUCGCACAUUCAAGAAUCCCAGCUCGAUGUUGUAUCAUAAAAAUUCGGAGCACAAUCAUUUCCGAUUCGUUUGCUCGAAAUGUGGAAAAAGUUUCAAACAUAAGCAAUUGCUGCGACGACACCAGUUGGUUCAUUCGCAAGACCGACCGUAUUCGUGUACCACUUGCGGGGCAUCGUUUAAGACUAAGCCAAAUUUACUCAACCAUAUGCCGAUACAUAAUUCGAUCAAAAAUCACAACUGCGACAUAUGCAAUCAAUCGUUUGCCCACAAAACAAGCUUGAAAUUACAUCUGCUUUGGCAUGCUGGAACCAAACCAUUUAGCUGUGAAGUGUGUGGAAAAUCGUUUAGUCAGAAUGGCAAUCUUCAGGAACAUAUUCGCAUUCACACGAAUGUGAGACCCUUCAGCUGCCAGUAUUGCGACAAGACAUUUAAAACAAGCUCGCAGUGUCAGAUCCACAGCAAGCGACACAAUGUAAAUGUGAAACCGUAUUCAUGCCACCUUUGUUCAAAAUCAUUCUUGCAGCAUGACAUCCUUAAAACACACUUAAGACGACACAAUAAUGAGAAGCCAUUCUCUUGUACGUAUUGCGAUAAAGCGUUUUCGGAACAUUGGGCUUUGAUCAAACAUUGCCGGACGCAUACGAAGGAGAAGCCGUACAAAUGCACUCUUUGCCCAAAAACAUUUGCGGACUGUUCAAAUUUAGCAAAACAUAAAAAGACUCAUCAAAAUAAAAUACCAUCCACAAAUAAUACAAAAGAUAAGCCUAGCACACCCGAAACUGCUUCAACUUCUAAUUUACAAAAUAAGCAGGAUCUUCCGUUCGAGAAAUCAGUUCACGCCAAAUCAAAUGACCUUCCCGAAGAAGAAAACCUAUUCGAUCCAAUUGUGUUGGCCGACAUAGUGCCUACCGAAUUAUCGGACUCCGUUUGGCGACUCGCUGAUCAGAACGAUAUCGAUAAAGAUAAUCAAAUAUUUUACGUGACCUAUCAAGAUCCAAAUCUUGGACAAAAUAAAACGGUUAAGCUUGUUAAUCAAGUGAAUUCGUCUAGCCAAUUGGAUUCGAGUUCUGAAAUACGUUUUACUCAAGGAAAUACAAGUGAAAAUGUCGAUGAACUUCGAAUACCUUUUGUUGAUGAUGACAAUAACGUUCACGACGGAAUCCAACAAUAUUCAACAUCCAACCUUCGAUUGUUAACUGAUCAAUCGGAAAAUGUUGCUUUGGAAAGGAAGAAUUUGGCGGUGAACGAUCAAAACGAAUUCUUCAAUAUGGACUCCGAAGGCCUUGAAAUUAUCACGAGUGAUGGAAAGAAGCUGAGAUUUUUGCAAACAAUACAAUAGUCCAACCGAUAUGUAGAAAUGAAAGAGUACAAAUAAAUGAGGAAUGUUUUCUAUUUU